UCAACCACCAAUCUGUGGACCAUUCGACCCAGUCCGAUCUACGUACUCCGCCUACUCCUUGCAGCAGAGGCUCGUGCCUCACAUGCAAAGGAGACUUGGCUGCCUGCUUGGCUCCCGUCUCUUGGCGACGAUUUACGUCAUAGUCAGCACCCUCCCAACAGUCUUCUGCCUGCGGCAGAUGUCUCGACCAAAGCCAUGACCGAGGCUUUUGCAUCCGCCGCCUUUGACGCCGAAAAUAGAGAUAAUCUGAUCUCUUCAAUCAGUCAGUCGGGUUUCUACAAUAAACUCGGCGCGUUGGACAUUUGUCGGCACCGACGCAGUCUGCUACAGCGACUGGUCGUAGUGAUGUGGAGUCAUGACGAGGCAGAUCGGAACCACGCUUUGGCCCUGAUGAUCUAUACUCGUCUUGCUGAGUAUUUGGUAAGAUCUUCCAUUCCGUCUCCUCUUUAG
Protopolystoma xenopodis is the source of this 450-nucleotide messenger RNA. NCBI's taxonomy places the organism in Eukaryota, Metazoa, Platyhelminthes, Monogenea, Polystomatidea, Polystomatidae. The record is from the annotation of a GenBank genome assembly.